AUGGUAUUGAUGGACUAUGAACCUUCGGCGCAGGGCCAGGAGAGCUAUAUUCUGUGUGCGGACUGCGGGACAGUCAUCUCCAGCGCGAACGGAGCGGGUCUCUGCGUAGGCUGUCUGCGGAACUCGAUCGACAUCACAGAGGGGAUCCCCAAGGAGGCCUCUCUCAUGUUCUGCCGAGGAUGCGAGCGGUGGUCUUCCCCUCCUACAGCUUGGGUGAACGCUCAGCCCGAAUCUCGAGAACUGCUUGCACUCUGCCUCAAAAAGAUCUCCCGUCCCCUCCAAAAGGUCCGACUUAUCGACGCCGCCUUCAUCUGGACAGAACCCCAUUCCCGCCGGAUUAAAAUCAAGAUCACCAUUCAAAAGGAGGUCCUGGCGAAUACGGUCCUCCAGCAGACGUUCGUGCUCGUCUUUGUCGUGCACACUGGCCAGUGUCCGGCGUGCACCAAGCUCGCGGCGAAGAAUACGUGGAAGGCGACGGUGCAGGUCAGGCAGAAGGUGACGCAUAAGCGGACCUUCUUGUGGUUGGAACAGUUGAUCCUGAAGCAUAAUGCGCACAAGGAUACCAUCAACAUCAAUGAAAAGCGGGAUGGGUUGGACUUCUUCUACUCUGAGCGGAAUUCGGCCAUCAAGAUGGUCGAGUUCUUGGCGGGUGUUGUGCCUUGCCGAGUCAAGAGCUCGGAACAGCUCAUCUCUUCGGAAAAGCAAAGUAAUACGGCCAACUACAAAUUCACUUAUUCCGUCGAAAUCGUCCCCGUCUGCAAGGACGAUCUUGUGUGCCUUCCAUCGUCCCAGGCCAAAUCAUGGGGGAACAUAACACCAUUGACAAUCUGCUCUCGAGUGGGAAACUCGAUGCAUCUCCUCGACCCCAUGACACUUCAACAAACCGACGUGACUGCACCGGUCUACUGGCGCGGACCGUUCGAGGCGCUAGCGACGGUUACCGACCUCGUCGAGUUCGUCGUACUUGACAUCGAGCCAUCGGGACCCGUGCGGGGCAAGUACGUCCUCGCCGAUGCCCAGGUCACCCGCACCACACCCACCAACGCGGAGAAUGACCAGGACGGGAUGGGAGACGACGGAACUUUCCACACCCGUACCCACCUCGGCGCCAUCCUCCAGCCCGGAGAUACCGUUCUCGGAUACCACCUCACCAAGUCCAACUUCAACUCGGACCACUAUGAAUCACUCGACGCCGGCCGGAUCCCGGAUGUCAUCCUCGUGCGCAAGACAUAUCCAAACCGCCGCCGGAAGGCGCGUCCAAGGAACUGGAAGCUCCGGUCGAUCGCCAAGGAGGCGGAGGACGUUACGGAUGGCGCCAACACUCUGGGUCGAGGUGCGCUCGGACGGAGAGGUGGUGUGGACCAGAAGAAUGUCGAGAGGGAUUACGAGCUCUUCCUGCGGGAUCUAGAAGAGGACAAGGAGAUGCGCGCGGCGGUCAACUUGUACAGGCACGACGAGAUCAAGAAGGAUGCAGAUGGGGAUAUGGAGAUGGACGCGGCGCCAGCGAAGCCCGGGUCGGGGAUGAGGGGCGGCAAGCAGCGGCGGGGCAAGGCGGCCGCGGCUAUGGAGGUGGAGGAGGAUCUGCAGGGCGUGCAGGACGCGGAUGGGAGUGAAGCGGAUGAUGAGGAAGAGGAUUUCCCGGAGAUUGGGGUGGAUGAGCUGUUGGAGCACUUUGAGGAGAUGGGAAUGACGGAUGAGCUGGAGGGUGGAGAGGAAGUUAAUUAG
Messenger RNA from Dioszegia hungarica, 1725 nucleotides. RefSeq names its product nonsense-mediated mRNA decay protein 3. The coding region runs from base 1 to 1725 and encodes 574 amino acids. The record is from RefSeq and is a predicted model, not a curated record. The transcript is spliced from 6 exons. Gene Ontology annotation, biological process: ribosomal large subunit export from nucleus. Gene Ontology annotation, cellular component: cytoplasm; nucleus. NCBI's taxonomy places the organism in Eukaryota, Fungi, Basidiomycota, Tremellomycetes, Tremellales, Bulleribasidiaceae. Gene Ontology annotation, molecular function: ribosomal large subunit binding.